AUGAUACAGAAAAGCGCCUGUCUUUCGUGUCGCACGGCCAAAAUUCGCUGCGUGCUGGAUACCUUUGCCCAACAUGGCAAAUGCAAGCGGUGCUUCAACGCCAACAAUGAAUGUGUGUUCAGCACCAUUGCGCCAAGGCAAAGGAGAAAAAGAACUGAUACGCGCGUGACGGUAUUAGAGAAGCGGCUCUCAGAGCUGCAAGCAGCCGUGGAUUUGCAAAAGCUGGCGCAGGAUGAUGGUGACGCGCAUGUCACCGCCAGCGAGAUUGCGCUUGCGCCACCGCCAGGAUAUCGCGAUGAAAAUAGGAUAGCAGUUGGUGCUGAAAGAUAUCCGCUCGAUAGAGAAGAUGAAAGCUCAUUUCACGAUCUUCGCCACGAGUCAUCCUUAGAAAGGCUUCUUGCUUCAGGGCUGCUGUCAACAGACACCGCUAUACGUCUUUUCAACGACUUCAUCAACGAUGUCUUACCGCAAUAUCCCAUCUUGACAUUAUCCAGAGCCGAGAACUUUGAUUGGUUCAGAGCACACCAGCCUACGUUACUACUUGCCAUUAUCGCUGCUGCCUGCAGAGCAUCCAACCCAAGCCUCUUCCGAAAGCUCAGUGUCCAUUUACGAGGGGACCUAUCAGAGCAGGUCAUGGUCCAGGGGAACAGAUCUAUUGAACUGGUCCAGGCUGUUUUAGUAAUGGUGGAGUGGUACGAUGUGCCUGAGGACUUGACACGCCUGAACUUCUACGCAUGGAUCCAGACCGCAGGUCUCAUGGUACGCGAGCUGGGUCUUUGGCCAUGGAGCGAGGACACCAAUUCAUCGGUGGGUCUUACCAUGGCCCAGUGGCGCAUUUCGUUCGCUACCUAUCUACCUUUGUCAACUGCUGCUGUCAGCCUACGUCGACCCAUGCCGUUAGUAUGGACUGAGAGCACGCGCAAUGGUGUGGAUGUCUUUGAGAAGAACAGUGUGCUUGAUAAUGACAAACGAUUGGCUGCAUGGGUAAGAUUGCAGAUGAUAGCGGAAGAGGUCGAGGCAUUAAGGGUCAAAGCAUCAUUGGCGGCCAAGGUGCAAGGCGAAGCUGAUCCUUCCGGCCUCGUUGAUCAGCACACUCUGUCGUCUCUGGAAAGCAGGUUUAGUAGAUGGCGAGAUAAUCAUCAGCUUGUUUUCAAUGGCUCACUCCGCAUGCACUUCUUUUACUGCCGCAUUAAGUUCUACGAGCUGGCUGUGACCUGCAGCCCGUUCCGAUCAUCACACCCAAAGUCACAGCCACCGUCCUUGGCACUAGCUAGGGAUAUGACUUACGUUCGGACUAUCAUGUCUUUGAUACAGUCCAGCCACUCAGCUCUGGAUACAUUAGUACUUUUUGACACGGCAACAUACCGCUGCUGUCCCACAGUCGUUAGUGUCCGGGCUCUUUACGCGCUACAAGAGUUAUUCACCAUAUGGAAGGCUGUUCGCAGCCGCCAGGGAUACCUCUCCGAGUUUGUGACUGAAGAGGUGCUGGCCCUCAAAUUCUACGCCAGGCAGACGGAGGAUUUUUUCAAACAGGUAGUCGGGGCAGAAGGAUUUGGUGUUCCUCGGAUGGCGUUGAAGACGCUGCCUAAUCUUUUGUUCUCUUUGGACGAUAUUAAAAACCACGAGAGAGAGCGUCAGGUACAGCAGCCGGAACGUUUUAGCCAGGAUGAUUCACCCCGAGCCACAGCCGACUCGCCAAGCCCGUCGGCCAAUGAUCUCGAAGAAAUAUUGAUUAUUGAUUUGGGCGAGAUCCAAGCGCCUUCGGUAAGUCAGAGUCGAGACCAGGUCCAGGAUGAUACAAGAGCGGAUGCAGCACUGGAGUGGCCAGUCACAGAGCCUGGUAAUGGCGACUUCAAUGUUACGCUGGAGGAUGCGCUUUUGGUGCCCGAACUGGGGACACUGAUAGCGCCAGAUUCGGUGUUGGACCCAAGCUGGCUGUUUUCCGAGUAA
Trichoderma gamsii is the source of this 1950-nucleotide messenger RNA. RefSeq lists its product as hypothetical. The transcript is spliced from 3 exons. The record is from RefSeq and is a predicted model, not a curated record. The coding region runs from base 1 to 1950 and encodes 649 amino acids. Gene Ontology annotation, cellular component: nucleus. NCBI's taxonomy places the organism in Eukaryota, Fungi, Ascomycota, Sordariomycetes, Hypocreales, Hypocreaceae. Gene Ontology annotation, biological process: regulation of DNA-templated transcription. Gene Ontology annotation, molecular function: DNA-binding transcription factor activity, RNA polymerase II-specific; transcription cis-regulatory region binding; zinc ion binding.